UUAAUUAACUUUAACUUCCGAUCAUUGUCCAACACUUUUGUGGUCGCCUAAAAACGGACUAUAGUUUUCUACGAAUGUAAAAGGUUGUACAAAUCAGGGCUACUUUAAAGGAAACACUGUGCCGCAUAUACAAAUUUAUACAAUUCGGUGCUAAUAUUUUUAUAAACAAAAACGAAACCAGUGAAGAGGACAUAUACAUAUAAAAAAACCGCAUACAAAAUCCACACAAUAAUAAAAAGUGAUUCGUCAAGGCCACUCGUUCGAACGAAUUGUAUACCCGCUAAUUGAAUUAAGCCAAGCAUUACUUCAGAUUUUCAUACACAUAACCACUGCCGUUUCCGGAAUAAAAUUGACAAAAAAAUGGAGCCACAUCUUCUACAGCAACUCAUCAACGCAGCUGAGAAGGCAGCCAAUAUUGCGCGUGUCUGCCGUUCCAAUGAAGCUCUGCUUAAGUUGUUGGUGCAGGAAAAAACUGGACCGGAUGCGAAUGCCCGCUUUGAACACGAUUUUAAAACCCUCGCUGAUGUGCUAAUUCAAGAAACUAUCAAACACGAUAUUUGUGAGUUGUUUCCUGCCAUGCGGGAGGCCAUUAAAGGUGAAGAGUCGCCAAACUUCACCAAUGUAGAGGGAGAGUCAGUGACUAUUGUAGUGGGCGAAACGGUAGAGGAAACAGCGCAGUGUCUGACAGCGAUACUAAAUGCUGAAGCAGCGGAAAUACUUGCUAGUGAAGUACAUCGCGAUGUUGCAUACGAAGAAGAGGUUCUUGGCGAAAUACCAGCACUGCCAGCAGACCUAGAUUAUAGCAAUUUGGGUAUUUGGAUAGAUCCAAUUGAUGGCACUGCUGAGUAUAUUUCUGGGGAUACCAUUUUCACAGACUUUCCAGGUAUAACUUCAACCGGCUUAGACUGUGUAACCGUGCUGGUUGGCGUGUACGAUCGCACGACUGGUGAGCCUGUUAUAGGAGUUGUAUCGCAGCCCUUCCAUAAUAAAUUAGACGAAAAUGUAUAUCGUUCGCUAGUAUUUUGGGGUAUUUGUUUACCGGAAUUGCAUGCGAACAAUUGUCAAUUUGAGCGACCAACACGUGACAAUCGGUUAGGCAUAUUCUCCAGCUCUGAGAAUGGUGAUAUUCUUCAACGCAUCAUGGAUUUAGGCUAUGAGUUCGCAUUUGCCGCUGGCGCUGGUCAUAAAGCAGUAAAAGUGAUCACCUGGGAAGUAGAUUUGUAUUUGCUGAGUAAGGGUUCCACAUUCAAAUGGGACACUUGCGCACCACAAGCUAUAUUGCGAUCUUUAGGCGGUGAUAUUUUUAGUUAUGGCGGAAGCAUCAACGAAUGCAAACCAAUAGCAUUAAGCUAUCUGGACGAGGGCGAGGAAAUUGAAAACCUUAAAUGCAAUAAAGAUGGUUUGAUUGCGGUGCGUGAUGUUAGCUUAAUCGACGAAUUGUUAGCAAAAUUUAAGGAAUAAGGGGAAGAGUUUAAAAUAUAUUAAAUACAUACAUACAUAUAUGUAUGAGGUUAACAAGAUUUUGAAGGAGGUAAGGACAAGCUAAAAUUCUCAAAUACGUUAUCAAAACGUAUGUUUUAAUUCACUUUCGCCUUGUACUCCAAUAUAAAUGCAUUUCGGUAAGAUUAUUUUGUAAUUAGUUUUAAAAUUUUCUAGUACAUACAA
Rhagoletis zephyria (snowberry fruit fly) is the source of this 1665-nucleotide messenger RNA. RefSeq names its product inositol polyphosphate 1-phosphatase (gene Ipp). The record is from RefSeq and is a predicted model, not a curated record. Gene Ontology annotation, biological process: phosphatidylinositol phosphate biosynthetic process. Gene Ontology annotation, molecular function: inositol-1,4-bisphosphate 1-phosphatase activity. NCBI's taxonomy places the organism in Eukaryota, Metazoa, Arthropoda, Insecta, Diptera, Tephritidae.